UGUGCAUGAUCAAAGGAACUGGGUUCGGCCUUGCUGGACAGAAUGGGCAGGAGAUGACCAACGGAGACACUCCAACAAUUGGCUACCGAGGGGUUGGAUACAACCCAAAUUUUGCCCAUGCCGACGAAUACCCUCCUAGUCAAGAGCAUGUUCAAAUCCAAAAAGAACCUAUCGAUUUGAAUGUUAUGUCGAACAAGGAGACAAGAACGCACUACCGUACAGAUGAUAAGCGACACAUAUAUUCUGAGAUCCUUGCCCGUAAUGGUGGGGGUAAUAGGUUGAAGCAUGGAGUUUCUAAAGUUGUUGCACUAGCUUGUGAAUGUCCAAGGAGAAUAGUGCAAAGGGUAUGGCAGCAGGCUAAAAAUGGUGGAGGCAUUACAGGGGUAAAAAACAAUCGGAAGCUCAAAUCAGGAAGGAAAAAGAUAAAUUUAAACAUAGAUGCAUUGGAGGCCAUCCCACCUGGAGAGAGAACAACAUUAGAACAAGUUGCUGGACAUCUAAACUUGUCAACUACCACUGUUUGGAGGAGGUGA
Molecule: messenger RNA, 533 nt
Organism: Triticum aestivum (bread wheat)
Lineage: Eukaryota; Viridiplantae; Streptophyta; Magnoliopsida; Poales; Poaceae
Exons: 2
Coding region: 6-533 (175 amino acids)
Source: RefSeq, a predicted model, not a curated record